UAACUAAACCAAAAAUGAUCUCGGACGAAAAGUAUUUGAAAAAAGUCGUUUUAUCGAGUGAUGUAUACACUGCGUGCUUCCAGCACGCCCUAACCACCGAAAAAGAGGAGGUCAUGGGUCUCCUCAUCGGUGAGGUGAACGAACAAUCCUGCAUUUCAUACAUUUCCGCCUGUGUAAUUCUACACAGAAGCGACAAACAACCCGACCGAGUGGAAAUCUCCCCCGAACAGUUGUGCACGGCCAGUGGUUAUGCGGAAGAACUGGCGAGUAAAUUACACAGGCCGAUGCGGGUGUUGGGUUGGUACCACUCGCACCCCCACAUCACAGUGUGGCCGAGUCACUUAGAUGUUAGGACCCAGCUUAUGUACCAAACCAUGGACCCGCUGUUUGUGGGAUUAAUUUUUUCCGUUUAUCAGAAUGAGAGUGGCGCUGGGGCCACCGAUAACCACGUGCAAUUGACCUGCUUUCAAGCCUGCAAACGGGGGGCGGAGUGCCAAAGACGCGAAGUGGAGCUCGAGAUUGUAGACAACGAAUUUUACAAAAAUAAUCUAGAAAGUAUUUCAAGCCUAUCGCGGAUUCUAACUCAGGAAGAAGUCCAAAGACACGAAGGGCAGGGGGAUUACAUUGAGGAUGAGUUGACUAUGUUGCACAAUAACGCCCUUCAAACACUCGCCUUAGUCCAAAUUGUAUCAAAAGUCACUAAACCACUGUGUGAAGAUAUCGAAGCGAAGCUGCAAACUACAAAUUCAAAGAUUCAGGAACUGGAGAAAAUUAAUAAACAACUAACCGAUCAAGUUACUAAUUUUUAUUAAAAUAAAAUUAUUUCCACAAUUUUUUAA
Molecule: messenger RNA, 839 nt
Organism: Tribolium castaneum (red flour beetle)
Lineage: Eukaryota; Metazoa; Arthropoda; Insecta; Coleoptera; Tenebrionidae
Product: lys-63-specific deubiquitinase BRCC36
Exons: 4
Coding region: 15-812 (265 amino acids)
Biological process (GO): double-strand break repair
Cellular component (GO): BRCA1-A complex; BRISC complex
Molecular function (GO): metallopeptidase activity; polyubiquitin modification-dependent protein binding
Source: RefSeq, a predicted model, not a curated record